Molecule: messenger RNA, 464 nt
Organism: Habropoda laboriosa
Lineage: Eukaryota; Metazoa; Arthropoda; Insecta; Hymenoptera; Apidae
Gene: Acbp1
Product: acyl-CoA-binding protein
Exons: 3
Coding region: 100-369 (89 amino acids)
Biological process (GO): fatty acid metabolic process
Molecular function (GO): fatty-acyl-CoA binding
Source: RefSeq, a predicted model, not a curated record
UAAUCGAUUGUAUUCCCAGAUCUGUGCCAUAGAACGGACGUGGAACUCGUGCUUUCGUAUUUUUCAACGUUUUAGUGAUUCUUUUCAUUGUAGAGAAAAAUGUCUUUGGACGAAAAAUUUAAUAAAGCUACAGAGGACGUGAAAAACUUGAGUGUCCGACCUACAGAUUUCGACCUGCUUGAAUUGUACGGAUUGUAUAAACAGGCACUUGUUGGAGAUUGUAAUACGUUAAAACCAGGAAUGCUAGACUUUAAAGGCAAAGCCAAAUGGAAUUCUUGGAAUCGCUGGAAGGGCACGAGUCAAGAUGAUGCGAAAGAACAGUACAUUUCGAAGGUGGAAAAACUGAUUUCCAUGGAUGCGAAAAAUUAAUUUUAUCAAGUUCUAUGGUUUCUAUUAUAUUGUUAUUGAUGUGCAAUGUAUUUUCUUAUUUUUGAUACCAGGGUGCAGUAGUUGCAAAAAUGUUU